Messenger RNA from Engraulis encrasicolus (European anchovy), 2738 nucleotides. RefSeq names its product zinc finger DHHC-type palmitoyltransferase 18b (gene zdhhc18b). The coding region runs from base 8 to 2380 and encodes 790 amino acids. Gene Ontology annotation, biological process: peptidyl-L-cysteine S-palmitoylation; protein targeting to membrane. The record is from RefSeq and is a predicted model, not a curated record. Gene Ontology annotation, cellular component: endoplasmic reticulum; Golgi apparatus. The transcript has 10 exons. Gene Ontology annotation, molecular function: protein-cysteine S-palmitoyltransferase activity. NCBI's taxonomy places the organism in Eukaryota, Metazoa, Chordata, Actinopteri, Clupeiformes, Engraulidae.
UCGCGCUAUGGGUCGAGGCAAGGAUGCUCGCCAAGACAACGACAACCCUGGCGUUGUAGCAGGAAACUCAACAAUGAAAAAUUGCGAAUAUCAACAAAUAGAUCCUCAGGCACUACCGACACCUACGCCAACUCCCCCCUCGCAACCCUGCCCCGAGAAGACCAGGAGGCAACAGCGAAAAUGGGAGGUAUUUCCUGGAAAGAAUCGCUUUUACUGUGACGGAAGGAUCAUCGUCGCUCGCCAGAGUGGUGUUCUCCCUUUGACGCUCGGCCUCAUCCUGGUGACCAGUGGAUUAUUCUUCAUAUUUGACUGCCCGUUCUUGGUGAAGCACCUGACGUGUGGCAUCCCGGUGAUCGGAGGAGUGCUGUUUGUGUUCGUGGUGAUCUCGCUGCUGCAGACCAGCUUCACGGACCCAGGCAUCCUGCCCAGGGCCACGGCGGAGGAGGCCGCAGACAUCGAGAAGCAGAUCGACAACACCGGCUCGACGUCCUCCUCCUCCUACCGGCCUCCUCCGCGCACCAAGGAGAUCCUCAUCAAUCAGCAGGUGGUCAAGCUCAAGUACUGCUUCACCUGCAAGAUCUUCCGCCCGCCGCGCACCUCACACUGCUCCCUCUGCGACAACUGUGUGGAGCGGUUUGACCACCACUGUCCAUGGGUGGGGAACUGCGUUGGCAAGCGCAACUAUCGCUUCUUCUACUGCUUCAUCGUCUCCCUCUCCUUCCUCACCGCCUUCAUCUUCGGAUGCGUCACCACACACCUGGCCUUGCGCUCCCAGGAUGGUAAUGGACUGGUGUAUGCCCUCCAGGAAAGCCCAGCCAGUGCGCUGGAGCUUGUGGUUUGCUUUUUCUCGGUCUGGUCUAUUCUGGGCCUCUCGGGCUUCCAUACCUACCUGGUGGCAUCCAAUCUCACCACCAAUGAAGAUAUCAAAGGCUCCUGGUCAGGCAAGAGUGGCUCCGAGGACACGGGGAAUCCCUACAGCCACAACAGCAUGCUGGGGAACUGCUGCUCCGUGCUGUGUGGACCAAUGCCACCCAGCUUGAUUGACAGGCGAGGCUACGUGUCGGAGGAUGCCGUCCAGUGUGUUUCUGUGGAUAUCCAGCUGCCAGCCGCUGCCAAAACAGACCUCAAUGUGGCCAAUAAACUCCUACUCGAUCCACCGUCCUCCUCCACCUCUUUCACCUCCUCCCUCACCCCCUCCUCGCUCCCUAAGACCAAGCCUUCCAAGCCCAGCACCGCCACUGCAGGCACUGCGAAGUCCUCCAUCAAGGGCUCCAUGAAGACCAAGAGUCCCGUGAACGUGAAAUCCAAGAGCCCCCUCAAGCCCGCCGACAGCUUCGACAGCAGCGGCGGUGACGGUGACGGCGACUCCUCCUGCCCCCGGCCUCGCACCAGCUCCGCCCCGGCUCCCCUGGCCGCUCCGGAGGACAUCAGCGCCGCCAUGGGGCCUCUGAGUCCAGACUCGCCCCGGCCGCCAAUCAGGCCGCGGCAGGGCAGCACUGGUCCCACAGGGAGAGGCGGCAGUAACAACGCCAGUGGUCGUCGCUCUGGUGGUGGUACUACCAACACUGGUGGCAGCACCGGGUACGCUGGAGGUAGAACAGGCGGUAACCAUGGUGGAAGCGGCCGUCACCAGGGUGGUAGUAGUAGCAGCAAACAAAUGUCCAGCCCUUCCAAACCUUGCAGCCCGGCUGCAAAGCGACAGACCAGUACUGGUGCUGUAGGAAGAGGUGGAGGUCCAGGUGGUGGUAGUGGUAGUAGUGGUAGUAAUGGUGGUAGUCCCAAUGAGGAGGGCGGUAACAACAAUGGUGGGAAUGGCAACAUCUCAAGCCCAGCCAACAAACACAGAGUGGCCAGUAGCGGUGGCAGCGGCAGUGGUGGUGGUGGUGGUGGUGGCGGCGGCGUCACCAAUAGCAGCAGCAACAACAGUGGCAUCGCCAACACCUCCAGCCCCGCCGACAAACGCAGAGUGUCCAGAGUGUCCAGUAACAGUGGCGGCGGCGCCGUCACCAAUAGCAGCAGCAACAACAGUGGCAUCGCCAACACCUCCAGCCCCGCCGACAAACGCCGCCACCAUCACCACCGCAGUGCCAAGCGGACCAACUCUGCCCACAGCUCCCACGCACACUCCUCCCAAACACACAGCCACCACUCCCACACGCACACGCACAACCACACACACAACCAUGGGAACGGCCACGCUCACAAGCCUUCCAACGGAGCCCCCGCCCUGCCUGCCGCUGCUGGGCCUCAGCAGGCAACGCUGGCCCCUUCGCCCUCCCCCACCACCUCAACUCCUACUGAGGGGCGCAAGCGCAGCAGCAGCGGCAGCGGCCAUCGCAGCCGAGAGAACAGAGAGGGCAAACUCAUCUCGCAGCACUGACAGUGAGCGUGUGUUUUUGUUUGUGUUCGUUUGUGUGUGUAUGCGAGUAUGUGUGCCACCGUAUGCUGGUGUGUUUGUGUGUGUGUUCAGUGUUGUGGCGGGCAGAUUUGGCACAGUACGUGGCACAGAAGAGGAUACAAGCACCACCUGGGCAACCCUCUGUGUCGCUGUCGAGCACUUGCGUAUGUAUUCCUCAAGGAGGCACUCUUCUUGGAACGAUCUCUGUUGAACAGUGGACAAGUUGUUCUCAAAUGGAUAUUUCAGUAGUUUAAAUCAGUAUGAUAGACUUAAGUGGUGACAGUUACACUUGUUGUGACUGGCUGCUCAGAUGUAAUCUUGCACUUGUCCUGAAAAGCAC